GUUGCGGGCGGGGGCUUUCGGCGGUUGCACAACGGCGCUGGGCGGUUGCGGCGGGAGCUGGGCGGCGGUAGCGGCAGUUUGGCGGCUGGGUCGAGUUUGGAGCUGGGUCCCACGGCUUCUGGCUUGAGUGGGCUUUGUGAGUGUGGGGAGGGAGGGGGAGGGGGGACAGAGAGGGAUGCAGGGGUGCUACGCAUGGGGCUCAAGACCCUACGAAGUGCAGCUGCCAUCCCGCAUCCCUCUUCUAUCCACCCCGGUAGCGCCUCCGAGCAUCACUGCCCCCUUCUGGUGCUUCUACCUCCGCCCUCAGUGUUCGCCUGGCCCUUUCACUCCCCUUCUUGCCUCCCCCACCCCUGCCACCUCUCCCCUUCUUGCCCCCCCCCCUGCCACCUCUCCCCUUCUUGCCUCCCUCCCCCUUGCCGCCUCUCCCCUUCUUGCCUCCAGCCGUCACCCACACGCCCUCAGCGCCUCCCACACUCGUCGCCCCCCAGCUGCUGCCGCCGCCGCUAACAACCACCGGCGGCGGCGGCGGCGGCAGCAGUUCACAGCUCCUGACGCUGUCCUCGCUGGACGGAUCAGCGCUCUCAGCACCCGCGCCGGUCGACGCCGCGCCGGCGGGUCGGCUGGGCUCCGCUGCAACAACCACAUCAACCGCCGCCACCGGCGGUGUCGGCGGCGGUGGUGGUGGUGGCGUCGGGCCGGCGGUGGUGGGUCGGAAGAGUUCUCUGCCUUUGGGGCCGUUUGGGAACCAGGCGACUGCACCCCCGUUGGAGACAUGGAGCGAGCCAGCAUCAGAGGCUGGGGGUGGCGGAGGCGGGGAGGGCAGCAGCAGUUAUGAUGACGACGAUGAGGAGGACGAGGACGAUGAAGAGAAGGCGGGGUUGCUGGGUGGUAGAGGCGGCGGUGGUGACGGAGCAUCAGUGGCAUCAUCUCGGGAGCAGCCGCAGCGGCAGCAGCCCGGGGGGGCCGGUCUGUGGGAGCGAGUGCGGUUCGAGCUGACACUGGGCUCCAGCGCAGAGUGGGACGAGCUGCCUCCCCGCAGCCUCCGCCGCCGAUGGCGCUCCCUCACCUUCCCGCUGCUCCUCCCCGUCUACGCCGCGCUCCGCUUCUCCAUCCCCUUCGUCGACCCAGCCUCCUACAGCCGCGCCUGGCUGGUCGUCACGUGCGCAGGCGGACCGCUGCUCGCAGCCAUCUACCUGGCCCCCGGCUCCUGGGCCGCAGCACUGGUGGCGGGGGGCCUGGGAGCGGCGCUGGCGGCCGCGGUUGCAUGGUUUACGGCGGGUGAGGAGGAUGCGCUGCCGGAUUGGGACCUGGGCACUGGGUUUGCGUUCGGUCCGGCGGUGUUUGCGGUUUUCGGGUUCCUGAUGGGGGUGUUGUGGAUUAACGGUCUGGCGUCGGAGGUGGUUGGGAUCAUAGCGUUGAUGGCGGGGUUGGUGCGGGUGCCGGCGUCGGUGAUGGGGUUGACGUUGCUGGCGUGGGGGAACAGCCUGGGGGACUUUUUCGGAAACCCGGCGAUGGCUCGACGCGGGCAACCCACUAUGGCCCUGACCGCGUGUUUUGGCGGGCCGUUGUUCAACAUGCUUGGGUCGUUGGCGCUGGGUUUCGGGUCGUACUUUGCAAGGCGGCACGUGGGUCAUGCGGAUGUGGAGCUGCGGCCGGAGGUGGCGCUGGGGUGCGUGAUGCUGGUGGUGUACAAUGUGGUGGUGGCGGUGGCGGGGCUGGUGAACCAUGGGUCGCUGCCGGAGCGGUUCUACCUGUUUGCGCGAGCAUGGUACGGGUUGUACUUUGUGGCGGCGUGCGUGACGGGUCUGUGGGUGGGGCAGGCGCAGUGAGGAAGAGGUAGAGGAGGGAGGAGGGACGAGGGAGAUGAGAGGUAGGUGGUAGGAUAUGUGUUUGGUGGUGGUGGUGGUCAGGUGGAGAUGGAGGUUCUCAUUGCUCACAUUCAGUAGAGGCGUGAGCAGCCACCGGUGGGCUGAGGCUGUUAUGCUGGACACACUUUUGAGGGACGGUUGAGUGGUGGUGUGAUGUGGUUCGGCUGUGCAGACUCGCGUAAUUACUUUACGACAGGUAUUGAAUAAAUAAGGUACGGUAUUGAUGAGUAUCGAUUACAACAUGUGCAAUGUGUUCUCCACUACUCGCGUCCUCAGCAGCAAGCCCACCACAUUGCCAGCAGCCACCCCGCGCUGGAAAGCCACUCGCUGGUUCCCACAAGCUACUGCUGUUGCUAAGAGGCCCACAACGUUACUUGCCCCGACGUCGAUGCCCACUGCGAGCAACAUGAAUCAUGUCGCAUUGACCACCGCCGAGCGUAUACCAAACUUGUCGACGCAUUUGUAAGCAAGGCCAUCC
Molecule: messenger RNA, 2346 nt
Organism: Astrephomene gubernaculifera
Lineage: Eukaryota; Viridiplantae; Chlorophyta; Chlorophyceae; Chlamydomonadales; Astrephomenaceae
Source: the annotation of a GenBank genome assembly